This is a messenger RNA of Cyphellophora europaea CBS 101466, 729 nucleotides long. RefSeq lists its product as uncharacterized. Bases 1 to 729 code for a protein of 242 amino acids. The transcript has 2 exons. The record is from RefSeq and is a predicted model, not a curated record. Lineage: Eukaryota; Fungi; Ascomycota; Eurotiomycetes; Chaetothyriales; Cyphellophoraceae.
AUGGCACAACGAACCCCAAAAACUCUCCUUGAGCUGUCUGGGCUGUCUCUACCGAACGACCUACCCCCGAGCCUGCAAGCACAGGUCGACCAGAUCAGCCGCCAUGAUGAUCUACGGAAACGAUUGCUCCUCAGACCUGCGGUAGUUUCUGUCAGGAAGGAGAGUCGCAAAGCCGAUAAAUCAUGGCGCUAUUGGUUCUUACUGACCGGCGAAGAGCUUGCGGUUAAGUUCUACGAGCAGGGCACAGGUACCGGCGGCAAAGUCGGUGUUCUUGUAGGAAGAGCGCCUUCCCUUACGAGUCCUGUGCUGAUUGGAUCCUCGUCGGGUCCUGGCGCCUUUCGGCCUUGGGCUGGUGGAGAGCAUGGAUGGGCAAGCAAGAAGUGGGAAAUUGUCAAAGCUGUUGAGAUGCCUGUCUAUGUCGAGCUUGCCCGCUACACGGUUUACUUGUUGAGCAUCUAUGAGAAGGAGGACGAGCUCUUGCCCUGGAAGGACGACGGUUUCGAGGAGCCUGCCACUGGGACCUAUUUCCACAUGCAUGUUCCUGAAGCACUGGGCGGUAUGCAGCCAGCCUCUCUUAUGCCAACCGACUCGGAGGUAUCAAUUGGAGCGAACUUAGCCGUGCCAGACAACGAGCUUGCGUCCGACAGAGACUCUGACGAUGAGCAUCUCGCACUGCAACUCAAUCAGGAGCUCCAGCAGCAUGUACACGAUGCCGCGGGAACGGAGUGA